CAAAACUGGGUUCCUUCAACAUGGAAUAUUUGUGAACCUUGACCGACUGCGCUCAGUGAACCCUCGGUCUCCGAGUUGCUCAGUGGGUCCUAGCGGAAGGCGGCGAUCACGUGAAAGCGCCCAGCGAUGGAGGUGAGGUCGGUGCUGCGCUCCCUCUGCCUGGCUCUGAGCUUCGGCUGCACUGUGUGCGCCUUCCCUGGGAACCACCCAGCACUCGGCACCACAGGACAAUUCUGGCACAUAACUGACUUGCAUUUGGAUCCAACCUAUCACUUGACUGACGAUCCUACCAAAGUUUGCUUUUCAUCAAUGGGGCGUCCAGCAAAGCAUGCAGGACCUUAUGGCGACUAUUUGUGUGAUUCACCGUAUAAACUUAUCCAGUCUGCUUUUCAGCUUAUGAAAGAUGCUAAACUUCAACCUUCUUUUGUGAUAUGGACUGGAGAUAGCCCUCCCCAUGUACCAGUUGCAGAGCUUUCAACAAAGAUUGUGAUUGGCAUUCUCCGUAAUAUGACGCAGACGAUCCAGGAAUAUUUCAAAGAUCUACAGGUUUUCCCUGCAUUGGGAAAUCAUGACUACUGGCCACAGGACCAACUUCCUGUUAACAGAAGUGAUGUUUACAAUGCAGCGGCUGAUAUGUGGAAACAAUGGUUGACACAAGAUGCACGUUGGACCUUGCGAAAAGGUGGGUUUUACACCCAGAUCUUUAAUUGUAAUGUUACCCAGCAGACCCUCAGGAUAAUCAGCUUAAACACAAACUUGUACUAUAGCCCCAAUAAAGAGACUGAGGGAAUUCCUGACCCUGCUGGGCAGUUUGUGUGGCUUGAAGAUACACUGAAGAAAGCUCAACAAAACAAAGAGAAGGUUUAUCUCAUUGCACAUGUUCCUCCAGGCUACUUGCCAGACUCACUGUGUACCACUGCAAUAAGGGAGAAAGAUAAUGAAAGGCUGGUGCAAAUUUUUCGCAAAUACAGCGAGAUUAUUGUUGGACAGUUUUUUGGUCAUACUCACAGGGAUAGCGUAAUGGUCCUUCUGGAUAAUCAAGGGAAUCCUAUCAACUCUCUAUUUGUUGCACCAGCUGUAACUCCUCAAAGACGAUCCUUGAAUGGUGUAACCAAUAAUCCAGGAUUACGCUUGUACAAGUAUGACACAGAUGACUACACAUUAUUGGAUAUAUGGCAGUAUUAUUUGAACCUUACUGAAGCCAAUGAGGAGAAAAUACCUGAUUGGAAGUUGGAAUACAUCAUGACUGUAGCCUAUGGCAUAAAAGAUAUACAACCACAAUGUUUGUACAAUUUAGCUAAUACAUUCAUUGGUCCACAUAGUCAGAAGUUCCAAAUGUAUUAUAAUCAUUAUAUUGUCAGUUACAAUUCCAGCAUGGAGUGUGUUGGCCUUUGUAAAGUGAAACAGAUAUGUGCUAUAAAAUAUUUAGAUCAUGCUUCAUACAUGAACUGCAUUUUAAGGGGAUGAAGUAAGGCCCUGUCAAAGAAAGUGUAUUGAACCAUGCAACUUUUAUUCAUUCUCUUCUUCAAUUUGUGCUAAAAGCUCUUAAUUUCUAUUGCUUUUUGGCUGUCUCCAUCAUUUAAAUUAAUGUUCCUUACCUUUAUUCCAUUUCCCUGUUCUCUGCUGAUUCUGUUUUGCUUUUAUUUCGCCAGCAUCCUGCUUUCCUUUUUCCCAUUUCAUUGCUACACAUACUUUUCUGUGAGCAUCACAAGUUACGUUUUCAGAGCUGCAGUGAGUAUUUCCCCAAUUAUGAAGUCAUAGGGAUGUACAGCAUGGAAACAGACCCUUUGGUCCAACUCGUCCAUGCUGACCAGAAGUCCUAAACUGAUCAAGUCCUAUUUGCCAGCACUUGGUCCAUAUCUCCCUAAACCCUUCCUAUUCAUAUAGCCAUCGAGGUGCCUUUUAAAUACUGUAAUUGUACCAAUCUCCACCACUUCCUCUGGCAUCUCAUUCCAUACAUGUACCACUCUCCACAUGAAAAUGUUGCCCUUUAGGUCCCUUUUAUAUCUUUCCCCUCUCACCUGAAACUUAUGCCCUCUAGUUCUGAACUCCCCCACCCCAGGGAAAAGACCUUGUCUAGUUAUCCUAUCCAUGAUUUUAUAAAAUAUUUUAAGUUGUUGGAGGGAAUCCUGAGGGACAGGAUUUACAUGCAUUUGGAAAGGCAAGGGAAUUCUCAAAGUCAAAGAUUGUAAUGUCAUACAACAUAAAAAUAAAUCCUAUUUUUGAAAGAGCUAUCCAGUUGAUCUCAUCUGUUCUUUUCCCAAAGUUCUGCAAGUUAUUCCACUUCAAAUGUUUAUUCAAAUUUGCUUAUCGUUAUUGAUUUGUUUCCAUCACCCUCCAGUGCAAUACAUAUCAGCAUAACUUGCUAUCAAAAUUCUGCUUCCUCAUGUUACCAGUUAUCUCAAAUCUGUCUUUUUGAUACUAAUCCUUUUAGUAGCUGGAAUGUAUAUCUUUCUAUUAAAAACCUUUCCCAUCUUUUGGAUGCCUCUGUUAAAUCCCCCUUUUUUCAUACCCUGUUGAAAGGAGACCAACCAGUUUCUUUGUCACUACACAGAACUGAAGCUGAUCAUGACUAGUUCUAUUCUAGUGAAUUGCCUUUACAUUGUCUCCAAUACUUUGAUGUACAUCUGAAAGUAUAAUGCUAAGAAUUUGGUGUGGGCUGGUUGGUCUAGGGGUACAAUUCUCUCUUAGGGGCUUGUACUGCACUCGUGUGCAAGAGGCCCCAUGUUCAAAUCCUAGAUGAGCCCUGAUUGUUCAUCUUCAGGCAGGAAAGAACUCAAACAAGGAAUUAGGAAGGCUAAAAGGGGCCAUGAAACGUCUUUGGCAAGCAAGACUAAGGGAAAUCUUAAGACAUUUUAUACAUAUAUAAGGAGCAAGAGGGUUAAUAGGCUACAGGUAGGUCUACUCAAAGACAAAGAAGGAAAUGCAUGCAUGGAGCUGGAGGGAAGUGGGUGAGAUCCUUAAAUACUUUGCAUCGGUGUUCACAAAGGAGGACAUAGUGGAUGGUGAGUUGGUUGCUACUCUAGAGCUUGCCAGUAUAAAAAAUGGAGGUUUUGGGUGAUUUAAAGAGCAUUAGGAUAAACAAGUCCACAGGACCUGAUGAAAUCUCUCCCAGAAUGCUGAGGUAAGCGAGGAAAUUGUUGGGGCCCAGUACAAAAUCUUUCUAUCCUCUUUAGUCACAGGUGGUGAUAUCCUAGAAUACUGGAGAACAGCCAGUGUUGUUCCUUUACCUAAAAAAGGCAAGAGGGAUAUUCUGGGAAAUUACAGGCUGCUAAGGUGAGGAAAUUAUUGGAGAAGAUUCUUAGCAUUUACUUAUAUUUGGGGAAAAAAAUGAAUUUGUUAGCGAUAGGCAGUGUGACAUUUGCGGAGAAAAUCAUGUUUCACAAACUGAUUGAGGUUUUUGAGGAAAUCACAAAAAUGGUUGAUGAGCGCAAGAGGUAUAUGUUGUCUCUAUAGCAAGGUCUUCGACAAAGCCCCUCAUUACAAGCUGAAACAAAAGGCGAAGUCACAAGGGAUCCAUGGUGAGCUGUUAAGAUGGGUGCAGAAGUGGCUUAGUCAUAGAAGACAGAGUGUAACAGUGAGAGGGUACUUUUAUGACUGGAGAUCUGUGACCAGUGAUGUUCUGCAGGGAUCAGUGCUAGCCCCCUGUUGUUUGUAAUAUAUACAUAUAUGAUUUGGAGGAGAAUGUAAAUUUAGCACAACUUGUUUUUGCACCCUUAUGCCUGAUGUUUACUUUAAUUGGCUUUGAAGACAUAUGAUGAAACAACUCAAAGAGCUCCCUUUGCAGGUCUGUCACGAAAAGUAAGUUUCUUAGAUUAUUUUUCCUCCUACUAUACAGGAUACAAAAUCAGCAUCACUGAUCUAUGGAAAAGGACACCUAAUUACCUGUAUUUCAUUCAGAUCCUUAAACUCCUGUGGAAAAGUAUGUUUGAUAUCUCUUAAGCCUUUUGAACUGCUAUAUGGUAUAAUUUAAUUUCUGAUAUCUAUUUGUUUUCCCAAGGCCUAUUACUGAAUGUUUCAGUGUUAGUGUGUGGAAUGUCAUGGAGUUGGAUAUAGAUGUUAAUGCAGUUGUGUCUUUGCUCAGAAUGUAUUGCCUCAAGCUAGAAAUUUCUGCAGCCGUAAGUUGUUUGAGGUAGAACACAGUGUAUGUGUAUGUGUGUGUGUGUGUAAUGUUCUGCUAGUACUCUUCUCUUCCCUGUAAUACCCCUGAGAUUAUUGUCUGCCCUAGUCUAAAGCUGACAGCCUCUGUGCAUCAGUUAAAAACUUGGAUCCCUCAUCCAUCGUAGAAUCUGGUGGGCUUUGUGCCACACACAGUGACAAUUCAUUAUUCAUACAUUCAGAUUUACCUGAAGUAUCCUUUCGGGUUACUGAAUAAGGAGAGGAAUACCAAAUGAUGGAGUAUUUUCCUCUGUUGUUGUUUGCUCUUACAGAUGCAAUGGCUUAAUCCUUCACCAUCUUGCAGUUAUUCACGUCUUGUUCAAUUUGUGACACUUUAAAUAAAGAAUCACAUUGAAA
Hemiscyllium ocellatum (epaulette shark) is the source of this 4515-nucleotide messenger RNA. It is a transcript of the gene smpdl3a, whose product is annotated as sphingomyelin phosphodiesterase acid like 3A. The transcript is spliced from 8 exons. Gene Ontology annotation, molecular function: sphingomyelin phosphodiesterase activity. The record is from RefSeq and is a predicted model, not a curated record. Gene Ontology annotation, biological process: sphingomyelin catabolic process. The coding region runs from base 127 to 1467 and encodes 446 amino acids. NCBI's taxonomy places the organism in Eukaryota, Metazoa, Chordata, Chondrichthyes, Orectolobiformes, Hemiscylliidae.